AUGACGUGCCAAGCCAGCAACGAUGACGGCUCGACUCGCCUCGAGUUUGCCUGCACAGGUGUGAGCUACGGUAUCGGCUCGGAUAUCGCUGUGGAGUCGGAGGCCACGCGAUGGCUCGGCGUGCACCGCUACCUCUACCUCAAGAUCAAGCGCGGCAUUUUCGCGCCGCACAAGCACGAGGCCAAGGUCAGCUACAUCCUGUCGGACAACACGCCGGUGGACCCCGAGACGGGCGAGCAGGUGCUGCGCACGUACUACGAGAUCAUGGACGAUACUGCGCAGGACCAGCAUAACGUGGAGCGCUGCAGUAUCUACGACGACUCGGACCCGGACAGCAAGCAGUGGAAGGGCGACGCCGAGACCAUUUUCCACCCUGCCAGCGAGGAGAAGUACGCUGGCCAGUGGCAGAGCUUCACGUCCGAGCUGACGUCGGCUGGCGGCUCCAACGUGUACUUCGAGACCAAGUACGCGCACCCGUCGGACGGCAACUUAGACCUGAUCUACUCCCGUAAGGGCAACGUCAUGCAGACGGCUGAGAUCGCCGUACGCUACCUGUCGAACACGUUCCUCAAGUCGGAGCUUGUGGGCUACUACAAGGUGAAGGCCAUGGUGAUCGAGCCUAUCGUCGAGGACGUGCUGAACGUGGACGGCGAGGUGUUCGCGGGCCCGGGCCCCUUCCGCAUCGAGGUGGUGCCGCAGCUUCUGUGCGUGCUGUCCGAAAAGUAA
Molecule: messenger RNA, 726 nt
Organism: Phytophthora sojae
Lineage: Eukaryota; Oomycota; Peronosporomycetes; Peronosporales; Peronosporaceae
Exons: 1
Coding region: 1-726 (241 amino acids)
Biological process (GO): sphingosine biosynthetic process
Cellular component (GO): membrane; cytoplasm; intracellular membrane-bounded organelle
Source: RefSeq, a predicted model, not a curated record